UCGACACUGCACCCUCAAAAAUUCCGAAAAUUUUUCAAUUCAAUUGGCCACGAAAUUUCUCAAAAUUCGAGAUAAAAUUUGGUUGACGGAGGACGCUGCGUAAAAACAAAAAAUUAACAACGUUUCAAGAAUUAUGGCGUCGAAUGAAUUGUGACGUUACAAUUCUCACCGGUUAUUUCAAAGUCGUGGUCUCCUCGAGCAGAGGUUCAAUGAAUUACUUUGACGAUUCAAUAAGGCCGAGAAGAAGCGAAGAGAGAACAAUGUCAUCGAGACUCGAACGUGUUCGAUGACACUCCUCAAUUCACGGAGUCGAAAGCUCUGAUGUAUUCAAAACAAAAAAACGAAAUUCCCCGUUUGGAUCAAUAAUUGUUAUAAAUGCUGUUGAAAAAGUGAAUCUUUUGUUUUCGUAGUGUGAUCCAUGAUGGAAUUUGUAACGUGAUAAUGAGAAACAAUGAGGGAAAAAUUUGAUACAGGGGUGAUAAACCCCGGGGUUUGUGAUGAAUGUUUGUGGAAUUUGUAACAGUGAAAAGUGAUGAAAUUCAAGAUAAAUAAUUGAGGAAAUAAAUUGGGUUGAAAGUGUAUCUGACGGGCUACAGGGUCGGAUAAUGAAACUGUGUUCUCUUCUUCUAUUACGCCGCGUGAAUUAAAAUCCUUUGAUUUUCCAUGGGACUCUUUGAAGUACGAUCAAUGCCCUCGCAGCUCGUUUUUACUCGCUCCAAUCCAUGGGAAUCAAUGAUACACGAAGGAGGUCAAUCCGUGAUCGAGUUCCCGAGAUUUUUCUCAGUUUCCCAUUCGAGUCGAUACCGACGAUAUCGGAGUCAAGGAGACGGCACUCCACGGUCGAAGGAUUCGGAUUGUGGGAAAAGCUGGUAGGGCUAACAUUGAAAAAGGAGCAAGAGGAAAAUUGUUCAAGUCCGGAAGAGCUUUGGGGAUAGACCGAGGGUGAAUAGAAGAGCGAUCGAGAGAGAAGUAAAGGGAUAUAAAAAAGCUGAAUCGGCGAGUGAGAAAAGAGGGGCGGAAAUUGAUUGUUUAGUGUCAGUGAGAUCGCACAAUAAAAAAAUAUGAAUAAGAGUGUAGUAAUAAUAUAAAAGUGGUAAAUAAACAAGGAGAUAAGGAAUGAGGAAAUAAAGAAAAAAAAAAGACAGAAUAGUACUGCCUAAAGAGAAGAGGAGGAGGAAAAAAUAAAUUGGAUCGUAAUCGUAAGGUGGAACACGAAGGUACGAAAGAAAAAUAAUAAUAAUUGGUUAUUGGGUGAUCGGUGACAGUGUUGGCACCACCCCCUUGCGCAGGGGUGUGGGGCAAAGUGUUUCGUCAUAGUGGGGGCUGGUGCUCGUCUGGCCCGUUGGCUCGCCCGGGGACUGGCACGUCGUAUAACGACAGUUUACGACGGCGGGGGCCCGUUACGAUUCACCGUAGCAGUGGUGGCUACCUCGGGCACGACACAGGGGUUGACCGUGGCGACGGGGGUGGAGCAUCAUCAGGAUGCUGUUUCGACCCCCUCCACGCGUCACCCUGCCCCAACCAUUAAUCCAAGCUUCGUUAACGGCAACGUGAUGAAUCCUGGGGGCGGGGGUGGGGGCGCUGGUGGCAGCGCGAUCGCCAUUGCGACCACCUGCCCACCUGCCAAUCGCUCUCGUGCCAGAGCCAUGUCAAUGAGGAGCUUACAUCGACGAGUCUCGCAUCCUUGUCACGGAAGUGACAACAGUCGACACAACGGCAGUAGCAGCAGUGACAAGCAUGAAAAGCGUCCGUCACAGAAGCUCGAAACCUCCUGGCCAUUUUUCCUGGAGGGCGAGGGCGUUGGUGGCCGUGCCGCUUCCGGGGGCGGGGGAGGAGGGGGUGGCAGAAGAGCACCGAGUCUUCGUCUCGUAAACGGUAGAGCAACAACGGGGGUUGGCCUUCACACGAGCAGCACCGAAUCCGUCCGUUCACCCCAUCAACAUCUCGGCCAUCCGAACAACCAUAACAACAACAACAAUAACAACAACAACAAUUGUUACGCCGCCAAUAAUACAACAGGAAACAUUUAUCCUAGGCUCAACAAGGAUGACAGUAUCAAAAUCAGCAUCGAGAACACCAACACUUGUACGGACAGCCUCGUCACCGCUUUAGACGACGAGACUCUUCUCAUCACUGACUUCCUCGGCGAUACCGGCAACGAGAUGAAUUACAAAGGGAGCGGUAAGGUCCACUUCGGGGUCGACGAUGUCUCCCUUUAUGGGACCCCGAAGGAGGAAUUGGGCCCGGGUCUACCGGGACAGGAGGUCAAGCAGAGCUUCAUCCGAAACCAACUGCAAGCACUUUUUCAACCUACGGACAACAAGCUUGCGAUGAAGCUCUUCGGUAGCAAAAAGGCCCUUAUGAAAGAACGAAUAAGGCAGAAGGCCGCGGGUCACUGGGUCAUACAUCCUUGCUCCAGUUUUCGAUUUUAUUGGGAUCUCUGUAUGCUGUUACUCCUAGUGGCGAAUCUAAUUAUUCUGCCAGUCGCCAUUAGUUUUUUCAAUGACGAUCUGAGCACUCGAUGGAUAGCCUUCAACUGCCUUUCGGACACGAUAUUCCUCAUAGACAUUGUCGUCAACUUCAGAACGGGCAUAAUGCAACAAGACAACGCGGAACAGGUUAUACUGGAUCCAAAGUUGAUAGCAAAACACUACCUCAGGACUUGGUUCUUUCUUGACCUCAUCUCCUCCAUACCGCUAGACUACAUUUUCCUCAUAUUUAAUCAAUUUCAGGACUUCAGCGAGUCUUUCCAAAUUUUGCACGCUGGUCGUGCUCUAAGGAUUCUCAGGCUCGCUAAGCUACUAUCACUCGUAAGGCUGCUACGACUGUCGAGACUGGUGCGAUAUGUUUCGCAAUGGGAAGAAGUCUAUAUCCCCCUUUAUCAACAGCCGGAGAGGCACUACGAGCGACGGGCUACACCGCCCCAACCAGACCGAACGAGCAAGAUAUUGCAGAACCUACAAAAAAAACGCACUGAGCGGAGGGGGCGCCUAAGCUCUGACAAUAUGAAUAAAAAGAAGUCCGGUUUCAGCAAAAGCGACCUUAUUUUUAAGUUCCUCAACAUGGCGUCAGUUUUUAUGCGGAUCUUUAAUUUGAUCUGCAUGAUGCUUCUCAUUGGACACUGGAGCGGCUGUCUUCAAUUUCUUGUUCCCAUGCUCCAAGGAUUUCCCAGCAACUCUUGGGUUGCCAUCAACGAAUUACAGGACUCGUUUUGGCUGGAGCAAUAUUCGUGGGCGCUUUUCAAAGCGAUGUCUCACAUGUUGUGCAUCGGUUACGGGAGGUUUCCACCCCAAUCUUUAACCGAUAUGUGGCUAACGAUGCUCAGUAUGAUCAGCGGGGCGACCUGUUACGCCCUGUUCCUCGGUCACGCCACCAAUUUGAUUCAGUCUCUCGAUUCCUCGAGAAGACAGUAUCGAGAGAAGGUGAAGCAAGUGGAGGAAUACAUGGCCUAUCGAAAAUUACCGAGGGAGAUGCGCCAACGGAUCACCGAAUAUUUCGAGCACCGUUACCAGGGCAAAUUCUUCGACGAGGAACUCAUUCUCGGCGAACUUUCGGAAAAACUCAGAGAGGACGUGAUUAAUUACAACUGCAGAUCUCUCGUCGCCUCGGUUCCCUUCUUCGCUAACGCCGAUUCCAACUUUGUUUCUGACGUCGUGACGAAAUUACGAUACGAAGUCUUCCAGCCAGGCGACAUAAUAAUAAAAGAAGGGACGAUCGGCUCGAAAAUGUAUUUCAUACAGGAAGGGAUCGUCGAUAUCGUAAUGGCGAACGGGGAAGUCGCGACCUCGUUAUCGGACGGCUCUUACUUCGGUGAGAUCUGUCUUCUGACGAACGCACGCCGCGUAGCGUCCGUCAGGGCGGAGACUUACUGUAAUCUGUUCAGCCUCUCGGUGGAUCAUUUCAACGCGGUUCUCGAUCAAUAUCCGCUAAUGCGUCGUACCAUGGAGAGCGUUGCCGCCGAGAGGUAUAAACUUUGGUUGAACAAAAUCGGCAAAAAUCCAAAUUUGGUCGCCCACCGGGAAGAAGAUCUCGGCAGUGAAUCUAAAACGAUAAGCGCUGUCGUUAACGCCCUUGCUGAGCAGGCCGCCCACGCGAGUGCCAGCGAGGAAUCGGUGCACAGUAUGGAGCUGAGAGCGUUACCGACGGGUCUUUUGCCGAGGCCAAAGUCCGAGAACAACUUUGCGAGUCAAGAGCUCACGAGAGAAGGACGAAGGAUCUUCCACAAGAGCGACACGUUUCACAAGGACUCGUAUCAAUGACGACACUCGUCCUACUAGCACACGCAGAGAUAUUAAACGUGCUCGCCGUGAAGAAACCUCUCGUCUCGAGGGAACGUUUUUUUUUUUGUCGUUGGUAUUACAAUUUCAUCGAUGAGGACGAUGACGACGAGUACGACGAACGGCGGUAUCAUCGAGAAAAGGUUAAAAUCUCUUCCGCACAACGAAUAAAAAAGAAAAUUAUCGAAAAAAAACCGAUGAACUAUGGGAGAGAAGAAGAAAAACGUUCCAUUAAAAGUCUGGACAUAAACCGGAAGGAAAUAAAAAAAGAGACGACGAAGAAGUCGAGGUUUUUGGUAAUUCUCGUCGAAAAUUUCCGGCCUGGCGUCCACGCGAAAACUCGAAAAAAAAAAAUCAAAAGAAGAAAACAGAGACGAGGGUCGCGCGAGCCGUUUUUGUUUUCUGCGAGCCACGAAAAGAGAAGAGGAAUUCUGUGCUAAAAAUUCACCAGAGACUUUAACGGCGAGAUUCGUGAGAAAAAUAAAUGUUGAGAUUGGUUUUCGGAGAAAUAUCACGUGAUCGGUCGUUUCUCGACGUACGAGUCCAAUGGAAACUCCGAAGAACGAGAAAAGAAUGGAAGAGGCUCAACGAAUAAUAUAAAUCGAGAGAAAAGCUUUUUGAGCUCUUCGACGACCAAACAAAGUUCUCGAAUAGGAUGGUGCGAAGCUUGGUCAACGUGAAAUAGAAGAAAUAUGCAUAAAAAGAUAAGCUCUUGAGCCGUUCCGAGUCAAAGUUCCCUCCACGGCCGCUCUUCGUGUCACCCACCGGAUGCGUUGUCUUCCAGCUCCAAGGGUCUUGAACCUGGAAUUACGAGGGAGGAUUUUCACUAGGAACGGUUUUAAAGUUUUGUCUCGCGAUAAAUGGCCUUCCUUAGUAAUAAUGAGAGUGGUAAGCUCGCUGUAUGAAACAAAACAAAAACCAAGUACUAAACGAAUACGAAACCCGAGCUCGAAGCCCAAGAGAUUUCGAGGAGUGAGAAUUGCCGGAGAGCUCGAAAUAUGGGCUUGCAUCACGAGGGAGAAGAAAAAAUUCAUGAUUCAUUGUUAACGAAUUUUCCGAAUAGUACAUAUUUAAAUAAUCCCUCGAUAAUGUAAUGCAAAGACUCUCGUCUCGAAGGUUACGCGCAGUGAUGAGAAACCAAGGUGAAGGAACUAUAAAUAAUAGAUGUGAGAGCAAAAUUGCGCAUAUAUAUAUAUAUAUAUACAAAGAUAUAUUAUAUAAAGGUAUGAGAGGGCGAGAUUGAGGAGAGAUUUAGAGCGCGAUUAUAUAGAAAUAUUUCGGGCCCAUGGACCAUGUUAAGUUGUUGAGAGUUCUAUGGGCCUCCGAGGCGAAAGGAUUCGUCGAUAAUUAGGAGAAGAACAAUACGAGUUUCGAACGACGCAACGGAAGCGAAGGAAAAGUAAAAAAAAAACGAAGGAAAAGAGAUAAAGAAACGGACAGACAGACAGACAGACAGACAGACAGACAGACACACACACACACAACACACACGCGAAAAAAUUGAAAGUCGAAAAAACGAAAUGUGUGCGAACAGGAAAUAUCUUUUUACGAGAUUAACCAAACAAAACAAACGCGAUGUACUGUAAAGAAUAAAUAUAUACGACACAA
Molecule: messenger RNA, 5885 nt
Organism: Venturia canescens
Lineage: Eukaryota; Metazoa; Arthropoda; Insecta; Hymenoptera; Ichneumonidae
Gene: Ih
Product: hyperpolarization activated cyclic nucleotide gated potassium channel Ih
Exons: 17
Coding region: 1554-4259 (901 amino acids)
Biological process (GO): sodium ion transmembrane transport; potassium ion transmembrane transport; regulation of membrane depolarization
Cellular component (GO): membrane; HCN channel complex
Molecular function (GO): voltage-gated potassium channel activity
Source: RefSeq, a predicted model, not a curated record